GACCCGCUCCUGUGUGGCGGCCGCCUGAGGAGGGGCGCCGAGGAGCCGCUGCGGGGCGGGCGGAGGGAGCCGAGUCAUGGAGCCACAGCUGUGAGGCGCUUCCCCCCGGCCCGGGCCCCGCCUGUGGGAAGCCGCCGGGCCGAGGCCGGAGCCGGAGGACAUGGACAAACUGACCAUCAUCUCAGGAUGCCUCUUCCUGGCCGCAGACAUCUUCGCCAUCGCCAGCCUGGCCAACCCGGACUGGAUCAACACCGGCGAGUCCGCGGGAAACCAGAGUUUGCUGGCUUUUCGAGGAUCGGGUGGAGUCAGAAGUAGUUUGGCUGUCAAAGGUGCUCUCACCGUUGGCCUUGUGCGACAGUGUCAAACCAUCCACGGACGUGACAGGACCUGCAUCCCUCCCCGGUUGCCCCCGGAGUGGAUCACCACCUUAUUUUUCAUCAUCAUGGGCAUAAUUUCACUGACUGUCACGUGCGGCUUGUUAGUGGCUUCCCACUGGCGAAGAGAAGCGACCAAGUACGCCCGCUGGAUAGCAUUCACUGGAAUGAUCCUCUUCUGCAUGGCAGCCCUCAUAUUCCCAAUAGGUUUUUACAUCAACGAAGUGGGCGGCCAGCCUUACAAACUGCCGAACAACACCGUGGUCGGGUCGUCCUACGUACUCUUUGUUCUAUCCAUUUUCUUUACAAUAGUCGGACUUCUAUUUGCUGGCAAAGUGUGCUUACCAGGCUGACGGCCGCCUUCGCCAGCUUCACUCGGUCAUGAAGGAGAGCAGAGCGUCCGCCGCAUUCUCAGGAGGGUGCCUACGUCGGGCUGUCGCGGUCUUAUCGUCAACGAGGAGGUCUCUGGUGUCGGUCUCGCUAUGCACUUUGAAUAUUUUUUUAUUGAGAGAGAGAGAGAGAGAUGUGGAGAGCCUUUUCCAUAAACCAAAUACAGCCACCUUUCACUCCUCCUCCUGAGCGCCUGCAAGAAGUUGGGCGCGCACUGUGACAAGGAGCGAGCGGAGAAGGAGACUCGACAGUCGAGCAGAGGAGGAUUCUCGACCACCGAGGAGCAGCGUCUCUCUUGCCCCCCCACCAUCACUGUACUGUGUGCCAGUUUUUAAAUGUUUUGACAGUUUUGAAAGUCUCAAAAGAAAAGUAUUUAUGAACUUUGGUCGACCAGAGGUUUGCCAAGGGCGUUAAAGUGGGGCUGGCCCCACUGCUUAAGUAGAUUAGCAUCUUCCUUCUGUGACAGGCAAAGAAGUGUUUGCCACCAAAAAAAAGAGGUCAAUUUCAAAUUAACUGCACCCCAAAGCCAAGAGAUCAAAAGAGGUUCUCAGAAAUCUUUUGCGACAAAAC
Molecule: messenger RNA, 1334 nt
Organism: Gekko japonicus
Lineage: Eukaryota; Metazoa; Chordata; Lepidosauria; Squamata; Gekkonidae
Gene: MOSMO
Product: chromosome unknown open reading frame, human C16orf52
Exons: 4
Coding region: 161-727 (188 amino acids)
Biological process (GO): negative regulation of smoothened signaling pathway
Cellular component (GO): Golgi apparatus; ciliary membrane
Source: RefSeq, a predicted model, not a curated record